AUUUAUAUAGCUAGCCGUAGGAUCUUUCAGAGUCUAAGAUAUAAACAAAAUCCCUCCGACUAAAGCCGUUCCCGCAACCAACCCUGCCGGAGAAAAUGGAGCUCUUCCUCCUCAUUUGCCUACUCUGCCUCUUCUUCACCAUCACCAUCCUCCGCUUCCUGCUGCCAACAAAACCUCCGGCGGCGGCGGGCAAACUCCCGCCGGGCCCCACCCGGCUGCCAAUCAUCGGCAACAUCCACAACCUAGGCGCCAAGCCUCACAGAUCCCUAGCCGAUCUUGCCAAGAAACACGGGCCGUUGAUGAGCAUCAAGCUGGGCAGAAUCACCACCAUCGUCGCUUCUUCCCCAGCCGUGGCCAGGGAGAUCCUCCAAAAGCACGACAACGUCCUCUCCCACCGCCACACCGGCCUCGCCAUGGAAGUCCUCGACCUCCACAAAUUCGCCAUGCCGUUUCUCCCCCCGCAUUCCAAGUGGAGGAACCUCAGGAAAGUGUGCAACUCCUAUCUCUUCACCCCUCAGAAGCUCGACUCGUAUCAGGAGCUCCGGAGGGAGAAGGUUCUCGAGUUGUUGGAAGAUGUCCGACAGACUGCCUCCCAGAGGCCUGGAGAGGCGGUUGACGUCCGCAGGGCGGUGUUCAUGGCGACUCUGAACUCUUUGUCGUCCACCAUUCUUUCGUUUAAUCUAGGGGAUGUGGAGAGGUCAGAGACUGCCAGGAAGUUUCAGGAGGAUGUGAGUGGGAUCCUGGAGGAAGCAGGGAAGCCCAACUUGGGAGACUACUUCCCUGUGCUGGCGAGUAUGGAUUUGCAGGGGAUACAGAGGCGGAUGAAGGGACAUUUGGAGAAUGUUCUCAACUUGUUUCAAUGGGUCAUCGACGAACGGGUGAGGAAGAUCAAGUCCGAUGAGCAGUACGUCUCGCCAAACGACAUGCUCGACACGCUUCUGGCUAUUGGAGACGACGACAAUCGUGAGGGGGCUGCCGCCAUGGAUCCACUUUCCAUCAAGCACUUGUUGUUUGAUCUGUUUGUAGCAGGUACGGAUACAACUUCAAGCUCACUAGAAUGGGCAAUGACGGAACUCCUCCGCCAUCCAGACAAACUCGCCAAAGCAAGGGAAGAACUAGAUAAAAACAUUGGAAAAGGAAAUCAUUUAUGUGAAUCAGACAUCACUCGAUUACCAUAUCUACAAGCAAUAGUGAAAGAGACCUUAAGGUUACGCCCAGUAGGUUCCCUGUUAAUUCCCCGCAAAGCGAGUGAAGAUGUGGAAAUAUGUGGCUUCAUCGUGCCCAAAGGUGCACAAAUUCUGGUCAAUGUAUGGGCUAUAAGUCGGGAUCCGAUGGCAUGGGACAAUCCAAACUCAUUCGCGCCGGAAAGGUUCUUGGGUUCGACAAUCGAUGUUAGGGUGAAUGAUUUUGAGCUGCUUCCAUUUGGUGGCGGAAGAAGGGUAUGUCCUGGAAUGUCGUUGGGAUUGAGAAUGUUGCAUAUGAUGUUGGGUUCAUUGAUUCACUGGUUCAAAUGGAAACUGCCAUAUGGGGUCGCGCCAGAGAAGCUAGAUAUGGAAGAGCAGCUUGGGAUGGCUUUGCAUAAGUUCAAACCAUUGUUUGCUGUUCCGAGCCCCCGAUAAUAUCUUAUAAAAAGGAUUAAAACUGUACUCGAAAUCUAUGGUUGUUGUAAUCGUGUCAAAUUUCUUCCUGAGAAUGAGAACGAAGUCAUAAACUGCAAAUGGAUCCGGAAAAGCUUUACUCUUCCUCUUCAUGCAUCUCUUUGCCCACUCCUCGAUCGUAGUACGUACCUAGCUACCCGGCCCCUUCCUUGUUCCCAUCUCGAGUGUCAUAUAUAUAUAGUUUUUG
This is a messenger RNA of Linum tenue, 1845 nucleotides long. Lineage: Eukaryota; Viridiplantae; Streptophyta; Magnoliopsida; Malpighiales; Linaceae. The record is from the annotation of a GenBank genome assembly.